Molecule: messenger RNA, 2268 nt
Organism: Alligator sinensis (Chinese alligator)
Lineage: Eukaryota; Metazoa; Chordata; Crocodylia; Alligatoridae
Gene: ATP6V0C
Product: ATPase H+ transporting V0 subunit c
Exons: 4
Coding region: 84-647 (187 amino acids)
Biological process (GO): proton transmembrane transport
Cellular component (GO): proton-transporting V-type ATPase, V0 domain
Molecular function (GO): proton-transporting ATPase activity, rotational mechanism
Source: RefSeq, a predicted model, not a curated record
UUAGGCUGCUUAAAGGAACAGAAGCAGAAGAGAAGAUUCUACAAACUGAAUUGAUUGAAGAUGGUGGUUCCAUUUACUUGAAAAUGAAGCUUCCUUCUUAUGACUGUCCACAGACCUUCAGCUUCAGUCUCCUUUCCCUAGACCAGGAGUGGCUAACCUGCAGCAUGAGUGCCAUGUGUGGCACACAACUGAUCAGGGAGGGGACAGAAAGCACCACAGCAGAUGGGGAAGGAAGAAGAAGGCAGAGCAGGAGAUCAGCCUUGGGAGCUGCUUAUGGGACAGCAAAGAGUGGCACGGGUAUUGCAGCCAUGUCUGUCAUGAGGCCUGAGCUGAUCAUGAAAUCAAUCAUCCCUGUUGUCAUGGCAGGUAUCAUAGCCAUCUAUGGCCUGGUAGUGGCAGUCCUUAUUGCCAAUGCUCUUUCAUCUACCAUCACACUAUACAAGAGCUUCCUUCAGCUGGGUGCUGGCUUGAGUGUGGGCCUCAGUGGUCUGGCUGCAGGCUUUGCCAUUGGCAUUGUGGGUGAUGCAGGUGUACGGGGGACAGCACAGCAGCCCAGGUUAUUUGUGGGCAUGAUCCUGAUCUUGAUCUUCGCUGAAGUCUUGGGUCUCUAUGGCCUCAUUGUUGCCCUUAUCCUUUCCACAAAGUAAACACCAUAGUAUGAUGUAAAGAAAUGCAACAGAAACAAAACCACACUUAAAAAAAGAAAUAACAAGCUCCAGAAUGAAAAUGGUCUCUCCAAUGUGUACAGUUGUCUCAAUUUGGUAGUUGAUCUCUUGUAAAUGCGCAAUGUAUGUUAGUGACUCGUCUGUCCUGUGUGUACUUCAAUAUUAAAUUGGAUGGGCUUCCCCAAGCCUGCUACCUGGCUUGGGGUUGCCUACGUGCAAUUUUCCACCCAUUUUGCUGUUAGAGUACUUUAUGUAUAAAUAUGAACUAGACUUGUAAUUUUUCUCUUCACUGGAUGUUUAUUUAUAAGACUUGACAUGUUCAUACAUUUAUGGAGCAAGAAUUUUCAAUUUCCCAUGCUAUAUAUAUUAAUCUUAUAUAUAGGUAGAUUAUUACACUGUGGGGUCAAUUGUAAGUGCAGAGAAUUCCUUGGAUGUAAUUUGAAUCUAAAGAUUGCUGUAGUGUCCUGAUAUUGGAGUGUGAGAAUUCUGUUUGUGUUUUACAGCAAGUGUCAGAAACACUCCUGUUUCCAGUAGUAAUAAUGUAUGCUCCGGCAUCAAAGUCGUGCACCCAGUGCUGGGUAUUGCAGUUAUACAAUGUUUCCAAAUAAAACUUCCUCCACUAAAUGACUGUAACAGAGACUUUUGUGGCUUAAUUCAGUGCAUCUGAAAUAAGUCUCCCACUCCCUCUAUAGGGAUGGGGAAUCCCCCAACAUAGGGACAGGCAGAAUUCCAAGGUAACUUGAAUAGUUAAUAAUGGAAGUUACUUUAUGUUGUGGUGCUUCAAUACUUAUUUAUUUUGUACAGUGGGGGGAAUUAUCCAUGAGGGUUAAAAAUGUCUAAGGUGGGGUGGAAAAGUGGAAAAAACUGCCUUGCACUGUAUAAGAACUUGAAAAACAGAAGGCUGUUUUCAUUUUGGCUUACUGCAUGGUAGGCCAAGGAUUGGAAGAGUAUUGAGGUAGUGAAUGCAGGUCAGCUCUUAGCUCCCCAUAGUGAGGUACAACUAACUUCAGAGCGAGUACUGAUGGAAAGGGUACAGACUAAGCAUCUCCUAUCCUGUAGAAAAAAUACUGCUUAAUAUCAUAUGCAAGGUAAACGCGCUAUAAAAAUACAGGUGGAGGGUUCCUGAUACUACAAAACAAAAUGGUGAAUUGAGGGAAGUGAAAUAUCUUCAUUACAUCAUCCUUUGUUCAUUUUCUGAGAUACAAGAAUAUCAACUGUGUGAUAGUAGUCAACAGGAUGACAUGACUUCCAAUCAUUUGGAUGAGCAGUCUAUCAAGCAUAGAGAUUAGCGGAAACCUAACUUUGGAACAGGAUUCUAAUUGCAGAAUGCCAUUAAGUCAAAAUGCUGCUUUCUCUGAAGUGCUGUAACUGUUUAAAGCUGUCUUCUGGAGUUCUUGAAUUUAAAUGUGUUUUAAGAUGUCAAAGUAGCUAGCAACAAAAAGCUCAAGCCUUGCUUUUUCAGAAUAGAAUUCUUGCAGGAUUUUCCAGCAAAUGCAAAGUUUUGUUUAUUCCAAACUGCAGAUUCAAACUUCUGUGAAACAUUACGGUCUUUGCAAAACUAACUUCUUAAAAAAAAAAAAAAAAAAAAAAAAAAAGCAUGUAC